Messenger RNA from Perkinsus marinus ATCC 50983, 1185 nucleotides. RefSeq lists its product as hypothetical. Bases 1 to 1185 code for a protein of 394 amino acids. Lineage: Eukaryota; Perkinsozoa; Perkinsida; Perkinsidae. The record is from RefSeq and is a predicted model, not a curated record. The transcript has 12 exons.
AUGGACUUUUCAGGACAAUAUGAUGGCUACGUGGAUGAAGUGAACACGGCGAUGAGACAAGCGAUGCAGAUCUAUGGCCGAGAUGCUGCGUCUUUCACUCAGAAGGUGUUGAUGCCGCAGGUGGAAGAAGACGAUUUGGUCCUGGCGAAGAAAGCUCAGCAAAUGACAGGCGUGACGUUGAAGCUGCUGAAGCUCUUGCAGAAGGAGCAACGGCAUAAGAUGAUAGGGACUCAAACUAUGCUGGACCUCAUUGGGAGCGAGUUCAAGCAGCUGCAACAAGCCUACUCGAAGCCUACCGAAUUCCGGAAGUCGGAAACUCUGAACGAAUAUUUGAAAGCUGCAUUUGGAGAAAUUCCUGGUGAUGCUAGCAUUGAUGAGCGUGUGAAAUUGAUAAAUAAGCACAUUGCUGAGAAAACGGAGACAGACCCAGUGCAAGCUGCUGAGCAUGAACAUGCGGCGGUUGCCAAGGUGUUCGAGGAGUUGGAGGACUACAAGCCAGGAGAGAAGUUUUACAUCCACCCCGCUGGAGCAGAGGACGAGGAGAAUUUGGAGCUCGAUGCUGAUAGAGAAGAACACCGAGAAGAUGAUGAUGAUAACGAGGACGUAGGAGAAGAUGGGGAAGAUGCUAGCUUUAUUCAGCUCGGGGGUUUGGAUGCAUCGUUUCGAAUGGGUAGUCUCACGUAUGAAGUGGAGCUGCUCAAUAACGAGGGAAGGCUCUUGGAGUUGGCUAAGUUCAUUGCACCGCAGAUGGACUACAUACAGGAGCGAAUCUUGAGGCAUACGACUCUGCUUAAACGUCAAUCCAGUCUAGUUGGCGAGCCAUGGAGUAACUCUGUUGGGUUGCAAGUGCUUGUCGAAGCUGAUGUUUGCUCAGAGGAGGGCGAUGCAAGGACUCAGAUUAAUUACCAGCAUCCGUGGCCCGAGAAGACGAAGAAGGUCACCGUCACUGAUGGGACGAUCAUGGGAACGUUCGACAUCGGAAUUUCAAGGAUGGACACGUCGGAGGACGUUGAUAUCAUAGCUCAUAAACCGGAUGCCGAGAAACUCGUUUCAGCAGAUGGCGAAUUGGUCUAUUCUGGGGACGGCGAGUUUGACACUUCUGCAGUAACGGGAUUGGAUGGGAUUCUGGAUGAGAAGGAAGUCGUUGUCGCAGACUUCUUGCUCUAUGAGCUCGGUGUCAUCUGA